Molecule: messenger RNA, 2388 nt
Organism: Anguilla rostrata (American eel)
Lineage: Eukaryota; Metazoa; Chordata; Actinopteri; Anguilliformes; Anguillidae
Product: cytochrome P450 7A1
Exons: 6
Coding region: 144-1688 (514 amino acids)
Biological process (GO): bile acid biosynthetic process; cholesterol homeostasis
Molecular function (GO): heme binding; oxidoreductase activity, acting on paired donors, with incorporation or reduction of molecular oxygen; iron ion binding
Source: RefSeq, a predicted model, not a curated record
AAAAUCCCCUCUGGGGCAUGCAGCGCACAGCGCUGGGAUAGAUUCGUCUGUACUUUCCCAUGGCCUCAUCACGGAGGAGGAGCGAAAAGUGAAAGACAUUCUUUCACACUUCUGUCCUGUGCUCAGAUGAGUUCAAUGUUGACAUGGCUUGGUUCACGGUCUACGUUCUGGCUAUUUUCUUUUCCAUACUAUUGUCUUGGCUGUUCAGGGUCUCAAGGAAGAGGAAACCAGGUGAACCUCCGCUGGUGAUUGGGUGGAUUCCUUUCCUUGGAGUUGCACUUAACUAUGGGAGAAAUCCACUAGCCUUCCUUAGAUUGGCUCAGAAGAAGUAUGGAGUCAUUUUCACUUGUAAAAUUGCUGGGAAGUACAUAACAUUCAUUACAGAUCCUUUCUCAUACAGUGCUGUAUUUCGCCAGGGAAAGAUCCUUGAUUUUCAAAAGUUUGCCAUUGGAUUCUCAUCUAAGGUUUUUGGACAUCCAGAUUUUACUGAUCCAAUGUACAGCAGCAGCUACAAAGACAUCCAUUCCAUUUUUCGUCAGACGCUUCAAGGCCGAGUCUUGCAAGAGUUAACCACCAGCAUGAUGGAAAAUACGCAGAUCAUCAUGUUGAGAAAUAAUCUGUCUGGAUGGACGAAGGAGGGGCUGCAAAGGUUCACCAUCCGGAUCAUGUUUGAGGCUGGGUAUAUGACAUUUUUUGGCAGAGAGGAACAGGCCAUAGCAGAGGAAGACAGUGCAGCAAAAAGUCUCUUGAUGCAAAAAAUCAUUGAUGACUUCCUUGUGUUUGAUAAGGCCUUUCCUGAGAUGGCUGCAGGGAUACCCAUUCACUUCCUCUUGAGAACUUUUAGAGCCAGAGAGGCCUUGGCUGAAAUGCUUUAUCACACAUGCUUAAAAAGGAACCACCGUCUGUCAGCACUGAUCGAGAAAAGGAUACAUGCUUUUGACCAGAUGAGCCACAUUGAUGAACUGGGAAAGGCAAGAGCUAAUGUAAGCAUGUUAUGGGCCUCUCAAGCCAAUACAUUACCUGCAGCCUUCUGGAGCCUCUAUUACAUGCUAAGGUCACCUGAAGCUUUGAAAGCUGCUCAAAACGAAGUAGAUCGAGUGCUAAGGGAGUCAGAUCAUAAGCCAGUCAUGGCUGGGAGUCCACUGAUCCUCUCUAAAGAACAGCUAGAUGGCAUGUCUAUCAUUGGUAGCAUAAUUGAGGAAGCCUUACGUCUUUCCAGUGCAUCAAUAAUGAUUCGUGUAGCAAAUGAUGACUUCACCUUGACCUUGGAUUCGGGAAUGACAGCGGAUAUUCGCAAAGGGGACUACAUUGCUUUGUGCCCCCAGAUGAUACACAUGGAUCCAGAAAUCUAUGAAAAUCCCGCGGAAUUUAAAUUUGACAGGUAUUUGGAUGAAAACGGACAAAAGAAGACAGAUUUCUUCAAAAACGGGAGAAAGCUCAAGCAGUUCCUCAUACCGUUUGGGUCUGGGGCCAGUGAGUGCCCCGGUCGCUUUUUCGCCAUGUGUGAAAUAAAGCAGUUUUUGACUCUGGUGCUUUGGCACUAUGAAAUGGAGUUGGAGGAUGUGGCAUGUGCUCCUCUGACUACAGACAGUACCCGAGCAGGUCUGGGGAUACUCCCACCGAAGCAGGAUGUCCAGAUAAGAUUCCGGAUCAGGGCCUGCACCGAUGGAGGGGAAACCUCACAUUAGAUAAUUCAGCCUGGUGAACGCCUAACAAUUUCAUAGCACAGCCUGUUUUUUUGUUUGUUUUGUUUUUGUGUAUGUGCAGAUUUUGUUUAUUGUUUGAAAAUUGCACUUGUGCAUUCGCCAUUAUGUCUCAGUGGGCGUAUUUGUAUAGCUUAGCUUCAGCUCGAGAGACUGGGCCAUAUCUGCGCUGGUAUGUUCUAUGCUUUUCCCCAACAUGUGUAAUGGACACACAUCCAUGCCUGGUACAGUAAAAAUCUGCUGUCAGCUAGACAUUUCAUGGUUAGUGUCAAUAUGUAGCAUGGUAUUUAUUCAAUGUGUACAUGUAUCUUCCCACAGAAGGACUACACUGUAGGUCAAGAUUUCAGUGUUUACUGAUAAAAACAGGAAAACAUAACAGAACACUAAAAUAUGUUAACGUUAAUCCUGCCUGAAAUUACACUUGGUGUUGGAUCAAAAUGUACAGGACUGGACACUGAGGAAUAUGACUGUAUGAAUGGUGAAAUUGUGACAUCAUACCACCAGUGAAAGCAUUAUAAAAAAAGUGGAAUAAUGUGAAAAUUACUAUUGCUACUAUGUUCCUAUUUUCACACGGAAGCACUCGAGAGUAAAAUAAAAAUAAACUAAGGCACUAUAUGAUUUAAGACUGGCACUUCAAGGCAUUUCAACUGAAAAUGCAUCUUUCUGAAAUAAAAGCUGCAUUAAA